GAUGAAAGAAGGCUGUCUUUUGAGGAAAACCUGGCAUAAUGAAGAAGCAAACGUACAUCAGACAAUUCGGGACAGCACUGGUAUGGUUUGUGGGGGACACCAUGACCAUAUAACUGAUUUGCAACCAUCUGAAAUACCGCACCUGAAACAAGCUCAAACUCCAAAUUCAUCACAGGGAUCAGAAGAUGAUGAGCUUCUUUACCCAGGAGCAUCUAUCUCCAGAGGGCAAAGUCUGCUGCUUUUGAUGUCCUUUAUUUUGCGACACAACCUCACAGGGACAGCUCUUGAAGACCUCCUCAAAUUGUUUAAUGUACAUUUUCCAGGAUCGGUGCCAGCUACUUCUUACCUUUUUAAUAAAACUUAUGGGCAGUACGGACAAUAUGAAUCACACUUUUACUGUUCAGGAUGCACCAACUAUAUAGGUAAGGUUAAUGGUCAGACACAGUGUUCUGUAUGUCACAUGACAUUUGAAGCAGACAUAAAUUUGAAAAAAGCGUCUUAUUUUCUGGUUUUAAAAUUAUCUAGUCAAAUUAAGGACAUUCUGGAAAAUUCCAAGAAUAAUUUAGACAGAAAAAUGUCUAAUAAUGGUAUUAUAAAUGACAUACAUUCUGGAAUAGAGUAUGAAAAGCUAAUCAGGAGUGGUAAAAUUAGCAAAGAGGAUGUGAGUUUACUGUGGAACUGUGAUGGUAUCCCAGUUUUCAAGAGCUCUAAGUGUCAGUUAUGGCCUGUUCAGUGCCAGAUCAUUGAACUGGAUCCAAAAGAACGAAAAAAUAAUAUCUGCAUACCAUGUAUUUGGUUUGGAGAGAAGAAACCCAACAUGGCAACUCUGUUAACUCCAUUUGUUGAUGAGCUUCAAGAACUGGAGCAAAAUGGAAUACAAUGGACGGACAAACAGAACCAGCAACAUUCCUCUAAGGUGCAUGCCCUGAUCUGUAGUUCAGAUUCAGUGGCUCGCCCCCAAAUUCGAAACACAAAACAGUUUAAUGGCACAUAUGGCUGUGACUUUUGUUAUCAUAAGGGUGGGGGUUCAUACUCUUACAUGUAUCCUGAACCUGCUCUCAGAUGUGAAACUGAGCAUUUUCAGCAUGCUAUGGCUGCAACUCCUAAGCAGCCGGUAAUGGGAGUGAAAGGUCCCUCUCCUUUGAUGAAGCUAUCAAACUUUCAGAUGGUUAAUGGAUUUGUGCCUGAAUAUCAGCACAGUGUUUGCCUAGGAGUGACACGGCAGCUAAUGGCAUUAUGGUUGGAUUCCACUAACCAUGACAAACCAUGGUACAUUGACACCAAAACUGAGAUCAUUGAUAGCCAGUUACUAGCAAUCAAGCCUCCAGUAGAGUUAAUUAGAGUUCCACGUUCUGCCAGUACGGCACAGGCUUGCUAUUGAAGAUCUUUUU
Messenger RNA from Misgurnus anguillicaudatus (oriental weatherfish), 1391 nucleotides. Lineage: Eukaryota; Metazoa; Chordata; Actinopteri; Cypriniformes; Cobitidae. The record is from RefSeq and is a predicted model, not a curated record.